Molecule: messenger RNA, 704 nt
Organism: Populus euphratica (Euphrates poplar)
Lineage: Eukaryota; Viridiplantae; Streptophyta; Magnoliopsida; Malpighiales; Salicaceae
Product: protein SPIRAL1-like 3
Exons: 3
Coding region: 92-433 (113 amino acids)
Biological process (GO): cortical microtubule organization
Cellular component (GO): cortical microtubule, transverse to long axis
Source: RefSeq, a predicted model, not a curated record
ACGCUUAUGCUUACAGGCCCUCGAGCGAGAUGGAGCACUUCAGCCUCAGAUCAUUUUUAAGAAGAAAAAUAUCACCGACAGUUGGAUCGAGAUGAUGGGACGUGGAGUGAGCAGCGGCGGAGGACAGAGUUCUUUGGGAUACCUUUUUGGAGGUGGAGAGGCUCCUGCUCCUCCAGUUCCAAAGCCCACUAAUACCAAUGCGGAGACUCCUCAGAGCAGCCGCCUCCCUGUAGCCAAUGAGCCUGCAGAGGUCAGCAAGCAGAUUCCAGCUGGUGUUCCUGCAAAACCCAACACCACUAAUAACUAUUUCCGUGCUGAUGGGCAGAACUGUGGCAACUUUCUCACGGACCGCCCAACAACAAAGGUGCAUGCAGCUCCUGGCGGUGGAUCUUCACUGGACUUCCUGUUUGGGGGUGCUGGUGCUGGGAAAUGAGGCAUCAUGACAUAGAUGGUGGAGCCAUUGGUCGCCGUUGUUCUAUGACCUUUUGAAUUUCAAGGAAAACAGUAUAUCUCUAGGUAUUAUGUCUGUAGUGGAAAAACUGCACUGCUAAAUUUCGCACUUGUUUGCAUGUAUGGUGCGUUUCUAGGUGGGCUUCUCGUAGCAGACAUCCGUGUUUGUCCGCAUUUGAAUUUGAUGAAAAAGAAUUGAAUUUGUAGGGAGUGAUCCCCAUGAUUCAAUGGCACCAAUUAAAUGUCCUUUACUC